CUUUCAAUUCAAGGCCAAACUCUCUCUCUUUCUGAGGAGGCAUUUUCCUCUCCUUUAACAUAACGCCAAAAAACGUUCUCUUUCUCUCUCCCAUUCUCUCUCUCUUUCACUUGUGCUUUUUGGGUUGCAGAGGCCAUUGAGAAAAGGGGAGAAAGUUUCAUUCGUUUUUGCUUUGUGAGUGGCUGAUGUUUUGGUUCUGAAUAGUUGGAGAUUGAGAAAAAGAAAGAGAGAGAGGGAGAGAGAGAGAGAUGGGUUCAUGUGUAUCAGUGCAUAAGAGCUCUAAAGAGUCAGCCAUGAAACUUGGGCUUUCUUUUGGGUCUAAAACAGACAAGCUGAUCAUUCCACCUUCACCUGUUAAAGAGAAACCUGCUGCCAAUGAUGACUUCACUCUCAAAUCUCAAUCUCCCUUUACUUUGAAAGAUUUAGGUAGUAAAGAUGAGACUUUUUUUGAUUCCCGAGCCUGGCUAGAUUCAGAUUGUGAGGACGAUUUCUUCAGUGUCAAUGGUGAUUUUACUCCAUCUCGUGGCAAUACCCCUGUUCAUCAUAGCUUUGCCAUGGGGACACCUCAAGCUAAGAAGGGCACUGAGGAAGGAUCUCCUGGGUCAGUCCCUGAAACAUCCCCAACAGGAAAGAAAAAGAAGCUGGUUGAACUAUUCCGUGAGAGCAUUAGAGAAGACCAAGAUGUUAAUGAGCUAAAUACCCCAAGGAACCAGGAUCUUGCUAAUGGAAAGAUAGAAGCCAAACCAACUAUACAAGACCUACUACCUCCAAAAUCUGCAGAUGCUACCCCCUAUGUCUCUGGAGCUAACUCCCUGUGCAGUAGUGAAAGGACUGCUAAUGGAGAUAACCCCAUUUUUAAGGAGAAGCCAUUUAAGUCUGUGCAGUGCUGCCUUCCAAGCUUGGUUUCAUGCAGUAGUUUUAGUGAGAGGAAGAAGAAGAUGAGCCCUGCAACAGUUGUACAUGUUAACCGCCCGUAGGUUGAGGAAGCCCGGAUCUUAACUCCCAGAGAUCAUGUCCUUGAGAAAACUUCAAAUUUUUGUCAGAUUUCACGAAGCCUUGGGGUCAUGUUAACAUACAUAUGGGAUUUCUGGAUUCCAGGCCAUGUAAAAAGCAGCCCAGUAAAUGUUUGAUGCAGAACUCCUAUUAGGAUUUUACCAUCUCAAUCAACCUUAAGGUAAAAAAUUUUCUUUUCGACAGGAAGUCAAUACAUAACAGGUGUUCUGUAAUAAAAACCAGAAGAAUCGAAGGAAAAUCGUAAAUGGCCCUUGUAAUGAAUAUAUAUUAUAUAUAUAUUAAGCAACUGAGGUGUUAUGUGCA
This is a messenger RNA of Theobroma umbraticum, 1317 nucleotides long. RefSeq lists its product as uncharacterized. NCBI's taxonomy places the organism in Eukaryota, Viridiplantae, Streptophyta, Magnoliopsida, Malvales, Malvaceae. The record is from RefSeq and is a predicted model, not a curated record.